Molecule: messenger RNA, 2550 nt
Organism: Williopsis jadinii
Lineage: Eukaryota; Fungi; Ascomycota; Saccharomycetes; Phaffomycetales; Wickerhamomycetaceae
Gene: LAS21
Product: mannose-ethanolamine phosphotransferase LAS21
Exons: 1
Coding region: 63-2462 (799 amino acids)
Biological process (GO): GPI anchor biosynthetic process
Cellular component (GO): endoplasmic reticulum membrane
Source: RefSeq, a predicted model, not a curated record
UACCAAUUUGACACGUUCUGUAUAACACGAUUGUAUCCCAAGUAGCCUUUAAUUGUUGACAAAUGAGGUGGAUAAUCCUCUUUGUGGUUCUCACGAUCCAUUUAGCUGGCCUGCUUCUCUUUUGUAUGGGAUUUUUCCCUUCAAAAGUUGUUCUUCCGGGAUACGGACAAUUCUCAUCUGAUGAUGCCUUUGAUCCCCAGUUUAACAAGGUCAUCGUGAUGGUUGUUGAUGCAUUGAGAAGUGAUUUUGUGUUCAGUGAUCGAUCCUCAAUGGAAUUUGUUCAGGGCUUGCUAAGAAAGGGAUCUGCAAUUGGCUACACUGCCUUUUCAAACCCUCCCACAGUGACGUUACCUAGAUUGAAAGGUAUCACUACUGGCUCGACGCCGAAUUUCUUGGAUGCUGUUUUGAACGUGGUUGAGGAUGAUACGUCAUCUACACUGGCAAAUCAAGAUAGUUGGCUGAAACAGCUCAAGAUUGGCAAUAAAAAAAUCCACAUGUUUGGUGAUGAUACAUGGAUAAAGCUGUUUCCUGGUGAGUUUGAUGUCAGUGAAGGUACCAGCAGUUUCUUCGUGUCUGAUUUCACAGAGGUGGACAAUAACGUUACACGUCAUUUAGAUCAAGAGUUGAACGAACAGAAAUGGGAUUGCUUAAUUUUACACUACCUUGGACUGGAUCAUAUCGGCCAUAAAGGUGGACCAGAGUCUACCUUUAUGCGUCCAAAGCAGAAAGAAAUGGAUGAAAUUGUGAAGCUAAUCUAUGAUGCUAUGGAAGAAGACACUUUAUUUGUGCUUUUAGGAGACCACGGUAUGAAUGAAAUCGGAAACCAUGGUGGGUCCUCAGCUGGAGAAACAUCUGCAGCGUUGGUUUUCAUAGCUGACAAGUUACAGGAAUUGAACAAAACGUCCCAAUCUCCCCUGAGAUACAACGAUGAAUUCACUUACUACGAAAGAAUCCAACAGAUUGACCUUGUUCCAACUCUUUGUUCGCUACUAAGGCUCCCAAUCCCAAAAAACUCUCUUGGUGUUUUCAUUAGAGAUUUCCUAUCCUUGUGGCCUGAAGAUCAAAGAAAGUUUGUACUAAAGGAAAAUUUGCUUCACUAUGAUGAUUUCAAGAAGAAUGAUUUCCCAGGGGAUCCUUCAGAGUCAGAGACUUAUGAAUGGCUAUAUGAAGCUCAAUCUGAGUUGACUAGAUCAGCCUCGAAUUAUAACAUGCCUUUAAUUUAUUCCGGUGUUGCAGCUAUUGCAGCUGCUACUAUCCUUACUUUGUGGAGAUGUUUCAAGCUUUUCAAGAACCAAGCAAUCAUUAUGAUCUCAAUGACAUUCAUUUAUAGCGUAACAGCAUUUGGGAGUAGUUUAGUGGAGGAAGAGCAUCAAAUUUGGUGGUGGUUUGCUACUUUUUUCGUUGUGAUUUUUAGCUAUGAUCAACCAGUUGUCAGUGCUUUCUCACUGCUUCUUUUGAGGUUAAUUAGAGGCUGGAACAAUAGUGGUCAAAAAUUUGUUGGUGAUACCGUAUAUCGGUACCUAGAUGAAAAUUAUCAUCUGAAUUGGAUUCUCAUUGCUAUUACAAUCUCUUCAAUCUCAUUCAGUUUGAACCAAGGGGGCUUCUCUAAAACAUAUCCAGUGGUUGGAUUCAUUUCAACCUUUACAACUUCUCUCUGUUUGUUCAGCUUCAAACUGAUGUACUCGGUUAUAAAUGGAGAUCAGAUCCCAAAACAAUUGAACAGACUCGUGGAAUUUUCAUUGGACUUGACUAACGUUGAAAAUGAACACGAAGCCCUUGUGGAAGUUGCCAAACUUUUCUUCACAUGUGUGAUUGGUUUGAUAUCAAUUAGGCUAUUCCUGCGUUUUUUCGCUGGCAAUAAUUACUGGUUCUACACUGAUUUGCACAAUAUCUUGACACUUGUGUUAAUUUUUCAGACUUCCAUUCCUAACAUUGGUCUCUUUUUGGUGUUAUUCUCUUUGAAGAACGUUGUUGGAUAUAUCGUUGGAACGUUUGUCGACUACGAUAAUGCCAAAGUUAUUGGCUAUACCUCGAUUGCCCUGGUAAUACUUCAAAAUCUGACCUUUUUCAGUUUUGGUCAAACAAAUUCCUUGAACACUGUUGAUUUAUCCAAUGCUUACAACGGUAUCAAGAGCUAUAACAUUUUCGCAGUUGGGUUGCUCACAUUUCUGUCGAACUUCGCCGGCCCAAUAUACUGGGAAUUUGCCUCAUUGCCUAUUUUCCUUGAGAACUCUUUAGAAUAUAAAGUUUCCAAAGGUGAACUGUUCAGUAUUAGAUGGAGUACCAAUGCUCUUUUCUACUGUUUAAGCACGUUUUUCACUGUUAUUAGUUGUGUCGUCCAGAGAUACCACUUGUUUAUCUGGACAGUUUUCAGCCCAAAGGUGCUAUACACACUAGUGUGGAACUUAUUCAUCAAUUUCGCUGUGGAGAUAAUAAUUCUCUUUGUCGCUUUAAUCAUUUGAAAUAUAUAUUAGAGACCAUACCUAUAUUGGUGGAAUUAUAAACGCUAUAUGGUUGAAUGACAAUAUAUUGAUACCAUUAUCCCUACAG